Messenger RNA from Protopterus annectens (West African lungfish), 8418 nucleotides. RefSeq names its product VPS9 domain containing 1 (gene VPS9D1). Gene Ontology annotation, biological process: vesicle-mediated transport. Lineage: Eukaryota; Metazoa; Chordata; Ceratodontiformes; Protopteridae. The transcript has 15 exons. Gene Ontology annotation, molecular function: small GTPase binding; guanyl-nucleotide exchange factor activity. Bases 55 to 2043 code for a protein of 662 amino acids. The record is from RefSeq and is a predicted model, not a curated record. Gene Ontology annotation, cellular component: endocytic vesicle; cytosol.
CCGGGUACUCCUUUAUUUCAAGUAUUUGGUUCCGGGAGUUUUGAUAAUUCUGCAAUGGCUGCUGUUGCUGCAGUAUCGGACUGUGGAAUAAAGCCUCUCCAACAUGCUAUGAAACUUGCCAAUGUUGCUUUAGAACUGGACACUGAUAAUCGAGCUCAGGAGGCCUACUGUGAAUACUUGAAAACAAUAAAGUAUAUCUCAUUGACCUUACUGGAAGAUGCAGAGUCCAAAGGUGAGAAUGAAGUUGUGACACUGGACACCCAAAAGAUGUUAAAGCUGGCAGAACAGUGUUUGGAACGGGCCAAAUCAACUGCAUCUCGCCUUGAGGCUGGUUUCCAAGGUAAAGUGGAGGCCAGAUCACUUGUCAUGGAGACUGCCAAAUCCACCCACCGUCACACUCAUCGCAGGGUUCAGUCAGAUGGAGGACAACAGACUGCACUUUUCCUGCCUCCUGAGCUUUUCCAGAAGAUGCAGAUUGCUGAAAUACAUAAUGCUAAGAAAGAACUCACACCUUUAGAAGAGGCUUCUAGACAAAAUGAAAAGUUGAAGGCAGCCUAUGAAGCACGAAUGGCACGCCUUGCGCCCAGUCAGGCCAUGCAGAAAACAUCACUGACCUUGUCCCUUCAGCGCCAGAUGAUGGAAAACAUAGUUAUUGCCAAGGCAAGACAAGAGACUUUGCAGAGAAAAAUGGAAGAGAGACGCCUGAGAUUACAGGAAGAAGCAAACCGGAGGUUUUCUAGCCGUUCCCUGCUGACUCCAGAAGAACAGGAGCAGAGCACUUUGUAUGCCAGGAUGUUGGAAUAUGAACAAGACCAUGCAUGGGUAAAGGACUGGAAAAAUGCACUGAAGAAAAAUCCAAAUGACACUGCAUUAGUAGGAGGCUUGAUGUCUCACCUUCUCAGCUGUGCUGAUCAACCAAUUACUCAGCUUCUGAAGAAACUGCAGUAUGGUAUUUACAAUCGACUCUACCCUCUGGUGAGCAAGGGCAACAGUAACCCCUGGACCGAUGGUAGUGAGGAUGCCCAGUCCAGGUCAAACCAGCCAACAUGUCGAUUAAAGUCAUCAAAGAGCUUCCAUGGCAUGUCAUCUGUCUUAGAGAAGAACAAAGUCAAUGCUCAGAUGAUGAGACAUAGUGCAACCAUGAUGCCACUUAUAGAAGACCUGAAUGCAAACACCACUGCCAAGGAGGUGUGUAGCAGAGGGCAGGAUUUCUUGGGGCACCCUUUGAUUCAAGAUACUGCUGGAUCACUUGACAUGAACAGAGAGGAGUCAUUUGAAGAUCUGGAAAACUAUUUGAUAAAAUCUAAUUGUCCUUUAGCAAGUGCUGCUCUGCAGCCACAGUUUGAAGACCUCUCCAUCCCUUUCACAGAGGGACAAGUCUUCCAAGAAAACCUGAGGAGUACAGUUAGAGAAGUUCAUAAUGCUCUAGACAAACUGCUUUCAUUGUGCAUCCUGGCUUUUGAGCCCUUGAAUACCGUUUCAGCCAAAGAUCAUUGUAUGGUUUGCAUUGAAGAGGCAUUCUUUCCACCGAUUUGGCCAUUGCUCAUCACGCUCUUCAGGAGGGUGUAUGCAGAUAAAGAAGCAGCUUUGUCCAGGACGAUGAAGAUUUACAGGAAUGCAGGUCCGUCGGACAUGGGUGUUUCUUCAGAUCUCUUCCCUGCCAAGUCUGAAUCCGUCACUGGUUCGUAUCCAUAUGAGGCAGCAGUGCAGGAGUUGAGGUUAAUCACCAAAGAAUACUCUCCUCAGAAGAAGCUGGACUGCAUUGUGCGAGCACUACGUGUUAUAUGUGACUGUGCAGACACCUACUGUCCCCGCAAGCAGUCAGGAGGCCAUCAUGGAAAUGCAGCCAUUGGUGCUGAUGACCUCCUGCCUAUCUUGUCCUAUGUGGCUUUGAAGAGUGACCUGCCUCCACUGGUUUCAGAGUGUGCUGCACUUGAAGAUUUCAUUCACGAAGGGUAUCUGAUUGGUGAAGAGGGAUACUGUCUAACAUCUCUGCAGAGUGCUAUUGCGUACUUGGAAGCAUUACCUACUGAGCAUCACUGAACAAUUUGUUGGAUUUGUAACAGCAGUGAGACCGGACAUUUACAGGUAUCAGAAGAAAAUGAAAGUACGCCCAUGGAAGAUGUGUACGUUUGUGGAAAAGGGUCCUUCAUCCAUCCUGAGGGAUGAUGAACAUUACUGAUAGACCGCGGGAUACAGCUGCUACUUCUGAGAGAUCAACAGUCCCAUCUUUUAAUAAACAGCAGAGCAAUCUCAAACACAAAUGUGAAUGGACAGAAGGGAAUUUGCUUGGCAUCAUAUUUCAUUAAAUAAUGCCCAUCUUGCCAUUUUAUCUUUGAAUACCUGCUCUAAACAUCUUUUAGGGUCCUAGGUCAGAUAGCAUAGGGAGUUCUGCAGCAGUUAAACCAAAGUCCUAGGCACUUGUACCAGAAUGGCCAGCUAAUAGGUAACAUCCCCCUUCUGCCUUUAGCAUCUUGGGAAGUUAUUUAGGCAUUUCACCUAUAACAACUGUAAAAUAAUUUUAGGGGAUGAUCUUAUGUUAAUCAGGUUUUAAAUUUGCUGUGCUUCUGAGAUCUUUGUCAUGAUGCUAAGACAAGAGCAGGCCUUGUAACAACUCGUAAGGUGGUUCAGGUUUAUUUUUGAGUAGGUGUUCAGACGUUUUACUGCUUGGGGGUCUGAAUGCUAACUAAAAAGUAUCCCCUUGCUGUAAAUUUGAAAUAGGUCUGUACUAGCGAGAUGCAUAUUUUAAACUUUGUGUCAGUUAUUUUAUAUGAAAAUGAUUUUACUUUUUUUCAUUUGGUUCUAAAAAGUAAUAGUGAAGUAGUCACAUUUUACUCCCCUCCACGAAAUGUCAUUCUGUCCGUGAACUUCCUUUAUAAAUAUAAAAAAUACACUUUUUUUGUUAUGAAGGAUAUUUGUGCAAUUUUUUUACUGUGUAAAUGAAAGCAAACCUCCUACUGAGGCUGGUAUGUGAAUGCAAAACAGCCGUAUAGUAAAAUUUUGUAUAGUAGUAUACAUCGUCGUAUGAGUUUGGUUUGGAAUACUCAUCCUUGGUGCAGAUAAACAGGAAGGUAUAGAAACCCACUUAUGUCGUAUGAAAUACAACAUUGAUACGUUGCCAGUGUCCUUGUUUAAGUUAGUCCCAUCUUCAGUAUAGUAUAUUUGAGCCCUUAAUCUGAAAGGGUUUCCUGUCUUGAAGCAUUCCUAAAUUUUUAUGAAGUCUGUUAUGAUUUUUACCAUCUGUCAACUGUGAAGAUACUGGAAGGAAAUACAUUAUCUCAGGCUAACCACUUGGUAGUAUGUUGGGUAUCUGAAUCCAGGGAAUAUUUGUUGGGAAACAUUCCUCAGAAAAUGACAAAUGCAUCAAAUGCCUUCAGUCUGCCUUUGCAGGCAGGUUUCCGGACUAUAUCCAUUUUAAUCUAUAUGCUAGAAAUUCGGGUGAUGUGCAAGUACUGAUUUGGGCUUGUGUACAUUGAUGGUAUAUCAGCACCUUGAUUUUUUUUUUCUUGGACUCUAUUCCUUGAUGAAGCUACAGUAGCAGAAGAUAAAGCAUUGGCUGCAUUGUGACUUAAUGUACAGAAGUUCAGCUUUUGCCAUUAAUGCGUAGUUUACUGUUAUGAAAAAAAGUUUGAACUACAGGGAUUCAGUGCUUUAAUUAAAAAUAAGUGCAGAAAGAAAACUUGGACCUUUUAUUCAGAUAAUUUAGUAUUUCUGGUGUGGCCCUUGGGUUCAAAGCAUUGUCUCACAUGCCAGAACUGACCAUCCCAGGAGACUAAUUCUAGUUUUAGAACUAUUGUCUCAAUGGAGUGAUGUUUAGCAUAUGCUAGAAUAACUUUUUAAUAUAGAUAAAAUAGCUUGGCAAUAGUAGCGUAUGCAUUUGAGUGCAGUAGGAUGGAGAACCAUACCAGUUUUAGACUUGCCCUUGAGUAGGAUAGUUUUCAACUUAGCAAGCAUCUGUGUUUUGCAGCCCUGUACAGAUUUCUGUGAUCUUUUAUUUGUACAUCUUCUUUUAUGGCAACACACUUGAAUAAAAAAAAUAGACUUCUCCAGUUCAGUAGAAACUGUCCUGUUUGUGACAGACAUCUGUAGGAAUUUCCUCUUUUUUUAAGCUGAGUAAGCUUGUUACUUGUAUUAUUUUAAACUUGGUUCUGGAACAUUGUGCAGGUUCAUUCCAGAUGGUAUCGAAUGUGAGUUUGGUGUUUAGCCCUUGGUGCAAGAAUAGCAAGCAGGUGGUCACCCCUCAGAAUUUGUUUUCUCCUGCAUCCUCAUACAUCCACAAAGUUAAGGUGGAUCACUUACCAGAAAUCCUUAAGUGCUUUGUAUCCUCUCACUGACUCUGAAGGGUACAGUUAGUGCUGUGUAUCCUCUCACUGACUCUGAAGGGUACAGUUAGUGCUGUGUAUCCUCUCACUGACUCUGAAGGGUACAGUUAGUGCUUUGUAUCCUCUCACUGACUCUGAAGGGUACAGUUAGUGCUUUGUAUCCUCUCACUGACUCUGAAGGGUACAGUUAGUGCUUUGUAUCCUCUCACUGACUCUGAAGGGUACAGUUAGUGCUUUGUAUCCUCACACUGACUCUGAAGGGUACAGUUAGUGCUUUGUAUCCUCUCACUGACUCUGAAGGGUACAGUUAGUGCUUUGUAUCCUCUCACUGACUCUGAAGGGUACAGUUAGUGCUUUGUAUCCUCUCACUGACUCUGAAGGGUACAGUUAGUGCUUUGUAUCCUCUCACUGACUCUGAAGGGUACAGUUAGUGCUUUGUAUCCUCUCACUGACUCUGAAGGGUACAGUUAGUGCUUUGUAUCCUCACACUGACUCUGAAGGGUACAGUUAGUGCUUUGUAUCCUCUCACUGACUCUGAAGGGUACAGUUAGUGCUUUGUAUCCUCUCACUGACUCUGAAGGGUACAGUUAGUGCUUUGUAUCCUCUCACUGACUCUGAAGGGUACAGUUAGUGCUUUGUAUCCUCUCACUGACUCUGAAGGGUACAGUUAGUGCUUUGUAUCCUCUCACUAACUCUGAAGGGUACAGUUAGUGCUUUGUAUCCUCUCACUGACUCUGAAGGGUACAGUUAGUGCUUUGUAUCCUCUCACUGACUCUGAAGGGUACAGUUAGUGCUUUGUAUCCCCUCACUGACUCUGAAGGGUACAGUUAGUGCUGUGUAUCCUCUCACUGACUCUGAAGGGUACAGUUAGUGCUUUGUAUCCUCUCACUGACUCUGAAGGGUACAGUUAGUGCUUUGUAUCCUCUCACUGACUCUGAAGGGUACAGUUAGUGCUUUGUAUCCUCUCACUGACUCUGAAGGGUACAGUUGGUGCUUUGUAUCCUCUCACUGACUCUGAAGGGUACAGUUAGUGCUUUGUAUCCUCUCACUGACUCUGAAGGGUACAGUUAGUGCUUUGUAUCCUCUCACUGACUCUGAAGGGUACAGUUAGUGCUUUGUAUCCUCUCACUAACUCUGAAGGGUACAAUUGGACUAGUUUACAAAGUCUGCUUGCUUCUCUUCUGACAAGUAGAUGCUAAGAAGUUGAAAUGGGCUGUUGUAUGCUUAAAUGUACAGAUGGGCAUAUAUUGUCGAAGACAAAUAAGGGCAGUUAUCUUUAGAGGACCUUUAAAGUGCUUUAGAGAACAGAGCCACAGACUGUGUCACGUGGCUUAAGGGCAGAGACAAUUAUAAUCAUUUGCCUUCCCAGAGCAGCAUAAUGCAUAUAAUCUGCCUUUUGGCAAGCAUUACAUUUUAGACAGCAAUGCCUUUGGGGUCUUUAAAGCUGGUGAAAAAUGUUUAGUCUGCAAGAUCCAGAAAGGUGGUCUCUGUCCGUGAGCUAUGUACAUUUUAGCAGUAUGUCUGUCAGUGCACAAGUCUAAGCAUUCUGCUUUUUGAAGAGUUAUUUUUAAAGUUUUAAGUUAUGAAGAAAUGUUUUUGUAAAUUCCUUUACUGUUCAUUUACAGUUGUGCAGUUCUGAUGUACUUGCUGACUUAGUAAAUCUUGUUGGUUUAGCAAUGUGAAUGUAAUUGGGGGAAGGAGUCUUACGUUGUGGUAAGAAUCAUUUCUGUUUGGAAAGUAGAUGUAAUAAAGAAUCCACAUGUAAAGAAGUCUCUACCUUGUAAGUUUGGCUUGAAAUUCUGAAACUGAGGUCCCAUCCAAAGUAAGGUAGUUCUGCAAAACGUGGGUAUUGGCGUGUAUAUUAGGAGACUAUUUGGGUUGAUUUUACAGCAAGUUGAUGUCUCAUCUUAAAAAUGGGUUGUAGAUGCUAAAGUAACCAUUUAUAUGGCGGGUGUUUGCUAUAGGAGGUGUACUGAAAUUGGGCAUCAUGUUUUUUAAUGGAAUCAUAGUACUUGGAAUUCAGUGAGCAAGUUUGGUGCUGGGUGCCUCCGCUGAAACUGAAAAGUUCAUUUACAAAGACUAUUCAUUGGUGUUUAAAAAGAAUCUGGCACGUGGAGAGCCUUCAGUAACAGUGAUCAUGGAAAUGUAAAAUGUUAGUUCUUCCUAUACAUUUGCCUUUAGAGCACUGGCCAAUCCAGUUUGUAUCUCACUUGCUUUGUCUAGGAGUUGAAAUCGCGCAUGCAUUGCAUGUAGCAAUUUUGUCACCAGGUAGUUGGGCCUACUGUAUAGCCCCUGAUAUGGUAUAAAACUGCAUGUGGAAUGUUAGUGCCUUAUUUCAGGUUAAUGUGAGGUGCCACAUUUAUACUGGUCUCCCACUCUCCAAUGAGAAACCAUUUGGUACUAGCUAAUAUGUGGUACUAUGUGAGAACAUUGUAACAUCUGUCAUGUAGAGCAUGUAACAUCUGUCAUGUAGAGCAUGACAAACUUCAAGAGCAGUCAAUACUGGAAUUAUUUCAUCAGAACCCUAAACUGAGGAGUUAUAUUCCAAGGAGCAACUAAGUUUCACUGGGGUAGCAUCACUUCCUGUGACCUGAUUUUUAGUGGGUAAGCAUGGGUGUAAAUGUGUUGGCCAGUUGAGAGGCAGGAGAUAGAGAUGCAUGAAUAAACAUGAUGUAUCUAGCUAUCAAAAUAGACAAAAAUACUGCACAUAUCUUAAUUCCUUCCAUAUCUAAAUCCUAUCUUAUUGCAGAUAAGUCAGACUAUGAAUUCAUAUUAAAACAAAAGGACUAAAUUUUAGUACCAUUGAGUUUGGCUUUUAUCUGGUGGACUACUACACUUUAGCAUCAGUACUUCGCAGAGGUGUUUGCAACAUUAAUGCAUUCUUAUGUUUCAUUACUAAUGUAAAGCUAGCAAUCUUUGUAUUAACAGCAAGACUUGCAAAAUGUACCUCAUCAGUCAUCAAUUUGCAUUUUUGUGUGAAAUCUGCAUGUUUCCAAGUAUAUAAUCAUGUAUCAUAGUACAUAUUUAUAAAAUGAGUUUUAAUCAUCUAGUUUGAAAUACAUGACUGAUUCCACUAAUUAGAACAAAUUCCCCUUUAUUUUGCCCUUUCAACUUUUCAGUUUGUAAUACUUCAGGCAUAGUGAGCACAAACUCUGGAGGCAGAAAAUGAGUUUGUACAUCUGUCCCAUUAAUACUGUAAUUCUUUCCCUGGCCUAUAAAUGCAAUUCUUUCCCUUUAUGGGAGUAAUACAGUCUGGGAGCUGGUAGACCAAAUGGUUGUACUUGGUAUCUCUCUAAGAGAAGCUUGUGUUAGGUAGUGUCAAGGAUUCAAACUACUGAUAUUUGCCCUUUGCAUGGAAGAGAUGCUAAUUAAGCUGCUUCAAAACUGAAUGGCGAAAACCAUAAUUGCCUUUUGUUUGUUUUGCAAAAUAUACCUCAUUUUUGAGCCAUUAAUGUAUAUUAGUUUGACAUGCAUUGUAUUCUAGCCACAACAAUAAUAACUCUAGUAUCUGCUUUACGGGGAGCUGAAUGUAUUUUGCUUUUUGUACAUUUUGAACAGAGCCUAAUGACUGCAUUUAUCCUAGCAUGCUGUUGCUAUGUUCAUGGUAUUCAUUUGGAGAUGCACUUAUCUGAUUCUGUUGAGAUUUUCUGAUAAGACACUACAAACCUGGUAUGUUGGUGUUGUACUAUUCAGAUGGCAUGUAGGGUGUUGUGGGGUACUCGUCAGUCACCUAUUAUGAACAUUGCACAGAUUGUAGCAUUUAUAUUUCAGAUGACUGAAGUGUCUUCAGAGUAGCCUCCACAAUAGCUUUCCCAAAAAUGCUGUUUUGAAAAUAUAAAAACUGGUGUGCAAAACACAAAUGCAAGUAUCUAGUUUAUGCUCGAGUUAGCAUAGCAUUCUUUGGGACUGAAACCAUGCCUGUUUAAGUAACCUUUAAUCUCAUGUUAUACAUGGACAUGAGAGAAUGGCAUCCUGUUACAGCUAUAAUUCUGUAUUGAAAAACAUUCUUUUUAACGUUUUUUUUUUUUUACUCUGGCAGUGCUGAAAAGGCAAAUGUUUCUGCUUUAAUGCCAAAACAAUAAAUUUGUUGAAUGAC